GUUUGGGGCAGUGGUUCAAGGUUAUGCUAGGAUUCUGCGUGGGCGGGCUUAUAUCUGAGGAGAUGGAAGGUGGAAGUCAUUAUGGAUGAGGCGUCUACUGUCCAACUUUAUGUACCUGGAUGGCGGUUUUGCUUGUACGACUACAAUUACGUACCUUCCAGUGUUCCUACCUCCUGGAGUUCGAUGACGUCGCGAUCACGGGUUAUCGUGAUUGGAGACUAAUUAUUCUCCAUGACGGGACGCACCCAUUCGUCACAUUCGCCACCAGCAAACCCGUUCGCCCAACCAAUAGCUCUCUGCUUAUGAAACUCCAGUGGUGGAAUUCGCAGCCUCGCCAUACUGUACAUACCCGUACAUAGCAUGGGCCUUACUGGCCAUGCUAUUCCCUCGACAUUUUCCCUAUCCCCACGCAGAGCACGGUGCCCCGCAUGUCCGCCACCAACGGACCUCAGCCAGUGAAGCUAUCACUACCGCUUGAGUAUCAACAACACCUCUUUCAAGAGCUUAGGGCCGAGGAUGAGCUCGUCAUCCUUGCGCGAGGCCUCGGCCUCAUGCGGCUCGUCACGAACCUCCUACACUCCUACGAUGCGGCCGGCAACAACCUGAUCGUCAUAGUUAACGCGGAAGAUCGAGAAAACGCAUGGAUCGGAGAAGCCCUUGCCGAACAUGCCGCCAUCAGCAUGUCCCCCAAGGCGCGAGGGUUGACAGUCGUCAAUACCGAUUUCACGAGUGUCGGCGCCCGAGAGAAGAUGUAUGCGCAGGGGGGGAUAUUCAGCAUCACAUCCCGCAUCUUAGUCGUCGACCUCCUCACGAAUCUCCUGGACCCUGUGACGAUCACCGGCGUCAUUCUUCUGCAUGCGGACCGAGUCGUUACUACAUCUCUCGAAGCAUUCAUCUUGAGGAUAUACAGGCAGAAGAACAAGGAUGGCUUUCUGAAAGCUCUCUCGGACAACCCAGACCCAUUCACGACGGGAUUCUCGCCCCUGGCUACCAUGAUGAGGAAUUUGUUCCUUCGGAAGGCAUCCCUGUGGCCUCGCUUCCACAUGACUGUCGCACAGUCAUUGGAGGGCAAGAAGAAGGCCGAGGUCAUCGAGCUGGAAGUACCCAUGACCGAUGCCAUGAAGGAGAUCCAGACCGCAGUUAUGGAAUGCGUGGAAGUCAGCAUCCACGAACUGAAGAAGGGAAACAGUGGUUUAGAAAUGGACGAUUGGAAUCUGGAUAGUGCUCUGUUGAAGAACUUUGACGUUAUUGUCCGAAGACAGCUCGACCCUAACUGGCAUCGAGUUAGCUGGAAGACCAAACAAAUUGUCAACGACUUGACAGUUCUCCGAGCUAUUCUUCAGUCUAUCGUGGCCCUGGAUGCUGUCUCGUUCCUCCAACAACUCGACACUAUCCACGCCGCACAUUCCCCUCAACCGGGGUCUACCAGGCAAACUCAGUCCCCGUGGCUGUUCCUUGAUGCGGCACAGACCAUAUUCGAUACCGCAAAACGGCGGGUCUAUACAGGGAAGCAGAAGGCCGGGCCAGAUACGAAUAUCGACUCCUUACGACCAGUGCUGGAGGAGCAGCCCAAGUGGGCUGUCCUAGGCGAAGUCCUUGAAGAAAUUGAUCGCGACCUGUAUUUCGAGCCCGUCGCUCGGGAUGACUCGAACGGCACGAUUCUCAUCAUGUGCUCGGAUACGAACACAUGCAGGCAGCUCCGCGACUAUUUACAAACCAUGCACGUGCGGCCAAGGACAGACAAGGUAGUAGAGGAGUUCCACGACCCAGAAGAGGAUAAGCCGUCUGCCGCUUUCAUGAUGCGUAGGAAGCUCCGCAACUAUCUGAAGUGGAAGCGAGAGUUUGCACAGGUCAGCGCAACUUUGUUCACAGAAAACCAGAGGGCUCUGAGCGGUGCCAUCGAUCCGCGGACUGGGCAGGCAAGGGGACGGGCGCCGGCAAACAAGAGGCGCCGAGUAAGGGGUGGCGGAAUGGUGGGCGGUGGCUCGGCUCGCCUGGAUAACGGCAGCCUUGCGCAGUACUUUGAGAAGCCGGGCGAGGUGGCAGAUCUCAUCGCCGAGGUGCAAAUCACAGAGGAAGAAGCGAAGCAAAAGGAGGACAUUGUCGCCGAUCCCCUUGAGGACAUGGACGAUUACUACCAGAUGUACGAGAUGAAGGACCUUGUCGUCAUCCACGCCUACGACGGGGACCAAGACGAACAUGUGCUCGAGGAGGUCAAGCCAAAGUACAUCAUCAUGUACGAGCCCGACGCAUCGUUCAUCAGGCGCGUAGAGGUCUACCGGUCCUCGCACAACGACAGGAACGUCAAGGUCUAUUUCAUGUACUACGGGGGAUCCGUCGAGGAGCAGCGGUACCUGUCGACCGUUCGGAGGGAGAAGGACUCGUUCACCAAGCUGAUCAAGGAACGGGCAAGCAUGUCGCUCGUGAUGACGCUGGACGCUCACGGCGUCGAGGACCCGCAAGAGGCCUUCCUCCGGACAGUCAACACGCGCAUCGCGGGUGGCGGCCGACUGGCGGCAACCGCGCAGCCGCCGCGUGUGGUGGUGGACGUGCGCGAGUUCCGCUCGUCGCUGCCGUCCCUGCUCCACGGCCGGUCGAUGGUCAUCGUGCCGUGCAUGCUGACGGUGGGCGACUAUAUCCUCAGCCCGAGCAUCUGCAUCGAGCGCAAGUCGGUCAGCGACCUCAUCAGCUCCUUCAAGGACGGGCGGCUCUACAGCCAGGCCGAGACCAUGUUCCAGCACUACAAGUCGCCGAUGCUGCUCAUCGAGUUCGACCAGAACAAGUCGUUCACGCUCGAGCCGUUCGCCGACCUGUCGGGCUCCCUCAGCAGCGUCAGCGCCGCCAACCCGGGCGCGUCGGACCUGCAGAGCAAGCUCGUGCUGCUGACCCUGGCCUUCCCGCGGCUGCGCGUCAUCUGGUCCAGCUCGCCGUACGAGACGGCCGAGAUCUUUGAGCGCCUCAAGGCCCAGGAGCCGGAGCCGGAUCCCAUCGCGGCGGUGCAGGCCGGCCUCGGUGGGGGGGCUGCGGCCAUGGCAGUCGACGAGCAGCCGUUCAACAUGGAGCCGCGCGAGAUGCUGGCCGCGGUGCCGGGGGUCACGCCCAAGAACGUGGCGAACCUGACGCUCGAGACGGAGAACGUCAAGGAGGUGGCUAACAUGGCGGUCGAGGAGCUGGAGCCGCUUGUCGGGCGCGAGGCGGCGAGGCAGAUACAUGGGUUCUUCAAUAAGGAUUUGAUUGAGGAUGACGAUUGAGUGGGUUUACCUUGAUGGGCCAUGGGUUUUUUGAGUGCCUUGAUGACAAGUGAUGACACGGGGUGGAAUGAAUUGAGUGGGUUUACCUUGAUGGGCCAUGGGUUUUUUGAGUGCCUUGAUGACAAGUGAUGACACGGGGUGGAAUGAAUACCUCGAUGUACCACUAGAUAAAGAGUUUAGGGGCAAUUCAUGUACUGGGAGCUACAUGCUUGGUCGGGGUUCAAGAUCGAGCAGUUCCACUUCUGGAUAUCUCUGUUCUUCUCUCAAGUUACCACCAGGACGGGUGCAUGGCAGACUCCGUCCAGUCGAUGGGUCUGUGUGUCACGGGAUCUUGUAAGAUUGAUUGCAGAGAUUGAUUGCAGAUUGAUUGCAAUCAGAUGAGAUAAUCUGGCAAUGCCUCCCUCCUGUUUCAGAGUGAGGUGCCGCAACUCUGCAACCAUCACAAUAUUGAACCAUAUGGUGGAUAGUAGCACAUCCAUUGUGAA
Phialemonium atrogriseum is the source of this 3736-nucleotide messenger RNA. RefSeq lists its product as uncharacterized. The record is from RefSeq and is a predicted model, not a curated record. The transcript is spliced from 2 exons. Gene Ontology annotation, biological process: double-strand break repair via homologous recombination; nucleotide-excision repair involved in interstrand cross-link repair; resolution of meiotic recombination intermediates. Gene Ontology annotation, cellular component: nucleotide-excision repair factor 1 complex. Bases 429 to 3251 code for a protein of 940 amino acids. Gene Ontology annotation, molecular function: single-stranded DNA endonuclease activity; single-stranded DNA binding; damaged DNA binding. NCBI's taxonomy places the organism in Eukaryota, Fungi, Ascomycota, Sordariomycetes, Cephalothecales, Cephalothecaceae.